Messenger RNA from Sebastes umbrosus (honeycomb rockfish), 2415 nucleotides. It is a transcript of the gene dhrsx, whose product is annotated as dehydrogenase/reductase (SDR family) X-linked. NCBI's taxonomy places the organism in Eukaryota, Metazoa, Chordata, Actinopteri, Perciformes, Sebastidae. The record is from RefSeq and is a predicted model, not a curated record. Bases 20 to 1072 code for a protein of 350 amino acids. The transcript is spliced from 7 exons.
UGGAGAGAUAAACCCCACCAUGCAGGGCGCACCAGCCGGACUCAUUGAAGUGACGCACUCGGAAAGGAAGCUGCUCGGUUCCGGAAACAAAGACAUGUGGCUGCAGUCGGUGCUGCUGCCUCUCCUCCGGCUCUACUACUGCGGGAUCCGAGUCCUCAUCUACCAGAUGUUCAACACAUCUUUUACUCUACCAGUCUUACCCAAGCAGAAUGGAAGGGUUGCCAUUGUGACUGGGGGUACCAGAGGAAUGGGUUAUGAGACAGCGAGACACCUGGCAAGCCUUGGCAUGCAUGUUGUCAUAGCUGGGAACGAGAGAGAGGAGGGCAGAGCAGCCGUCAGGAGGAUUCAGGAAGAAGGCUGCGAGGGGAAAGCUGAGUUUGUCUUCAUAGACCUGACCUCCCUGAAAUCAGUGCGACAGUUUGUUCAGGCAUUCAAAGAGCGCCGCCUCCCCCUCCAUGUCCUGGUGAACAACGCUGGAACUAUGAUGGUUCCUGAGAGACAGACGGAGGAGGGCUUCGAGUUCCACUUUGUGCUCAACUACCUGGGCCACUUCCUUCUGACCAACCUGCUGCUGGACACACUGAAGACGUCGGGACGACGGGGCGGCUGCUCCAGGAUCAUCAACAUGUCCUCUGCUACGCACUACGCCGGAGAGAUACACAUGGAUGACUUGAACAGGAGGAUCUGCUACAGCUCCCACGGGGCCUACGCCCAAAGCAAACUGGCUCUGGUCCUCUUCACCUACUACCUGCAGGAGCAGCUGACGGCCGGCGGCUUCCCUGUGAUCGUCAACGCCGUAGACCCCGGCAUGGUGGACACGGCGCUGUACGACAACCUGUGGAGCCUCGCUCAGGCGAUGAAGAAGCCUGUGGCCAAGAUACUGUUCAGGACUCCAGCAGAGGGAGCGUCCAUAUCCGUCUAUGCUGCAGCUGCCUCAGAGAUGGAGGGCGUGGGGGCCUGUUACCUGUACAACAGCCACAAGAGGCAGUCCUCCGACAGCUCCUACGACUCCGAGCUACAGGCCCAGCUGUGGAAGAAGAGCUGUGAGCUCGUGGGCCUUCAGGAGGCCUGACCAUCGGUACCUGGAGCUGAACCACUGAACCAACAGCUAAACAUCUACAGCCACAGACCGUCCACACCUGCUGACACUGGUGCCUUAACAGCUACAGCGUGACCCGUGUGAAACCACGUCAACAUUCGCUCAUUUUAUUUGACGUCUGUAACUUAAAUAACGUAACAAACGUAUUUAUUUUAAGUAUAACUACACAGCUGUUCCACUGACAAAUAACCCUUCUGACAUCAAAUAAACAAAGACACGUCGUGCCCAUAUAGCUAGCGUUAAUGCUCAAACUUUAUCCACUACCUCCGCUAGUGUAGCACGCUGUACUGUGUAGUAUUAGACAUAAACGUGUGUAUUAUUACACAGAGAAAUACUUCUGUUUCUGCCACUAAAUGUGUAGUUUUUCUCGAACAUCAGUCGAGUAAUGUGCCAAAUACAACCAAGUCUUUAAUAUGUAAAUAUCCCACCAAGCUCCCCCAGUAGAGCAGCUGAGCUGUGUUAAAUAAUCACAGACAGUCGGAGCACAUGAGAUUCAUAAAUGCCUUAUAAAUAUAUAUACUUUUUUUUUCAGCCAAAAAGAUUUCAAUACUGACUGUACCAGAUCUAAUUGUUGGAAAAUAAUAACUAGCACUUCAUUGGGCUAACUCGGUGGAUUCACUUUUAGGGCAGAUUUCCCAUUUUUUAGCCUUGAUGAAAAUUCAUUUUUACAUUCAUAUUAUGAAUCUGCAUUUACAGUAAUAUAAUAUUAUUUAAUAUGCUAGAAAUCAAAGAGCCACCUCACGCUUCAGGUGAUAAUCCAACAUGUUUGCUAAGAGUGCAGAUGUUAAAACAGCUGGAGCCUGUGGUUGCAUACUGUAGGUACUAUCAUACUAUAGGUACUAUCAGUACUAUCAUACUAUAGGUACUAUUAUAGGUACUACUCAUUCAUCUCAUUAAUUCCAUGAAGAGAAUAGAACCAACGAUGAUGAAUCCACAUCCACCAUGCUGCUGUACUACUGAUGCUAAUGUGGAUUAAUCCGCCACUGAAAAUAGUCCCCAACAAAUGCACUAUUUCCUCCCGUUUGAGUAACGUUUGAUUAAAAUUAAAAAUACUAAUAGUAUAAAAUAAGAGUCGAUAUAAGACACUAGUGUCUUUAAUACCUGUAAAAUGUGCUGUAUACAUUUGGAAACUGUAUUUCAAUCAAACUGAUCAUAUUGCACUCAAAUGUUUACCACGAUCACUGUGAGGUAUGCCUUUUUCCAGCGUGUAUUCAUGUAUAGUCAUGUGAUAGGUUGCAUUUAUUAUUAUUAUGAUAUACAGAUUAAGAAAGAUGUCCCACUUAUUAACAAUAUGUUAAUAAACACUAAUAAAUAAA